AUGGAGACCCGCAGAUUCGGACACCGCGCACCUGUGCGGCUUCCCACAAGGACACCCCGCCUGGCUUCGCUAACAUGCUGCUUGGCACCGGUUCUGCUAGCAGUGCUGGCAGCCUCGUCUGCCGGCUUCUGUGGUGGCAACAUGAACCAACUGCACGUGUCUGUGGCAGAGGGCCGGCUGACCCAAUCAAGGCUCGACAGUUUGGCUUCCGCCGCCGCAGCAACCCUCCAGGGAUCCGCCGCCGACGCAACCAUCGGGAGCACGUCGACCUGCAAAAAGCAGGUACUCCUGCUACAUCCCGGCUCAGGUUCACCAGGUUUCGCGGAAGUGCCGCACAUGGGCACCGCGCUCACGGGCAGCAGUCCCAGCUGGACAGAGGCUGCAGAACAGCUGGCUCGACGGGUCAACUGGGAUUUGGGCGCAGAGCCUGUGGAGUUCCGAGUUAUGUCCGUUUUGGAGCUUUGCCAGGAUCAGACGUAUCAUGCAGACUUUGUUUUUGGCGUGGACUUGGUGGACCCACCACAGGAGUGCCGCGAAACGCUCGGCAAAGCUCUGGCCAAGGCAGAUUCCAGACUGUUCAUCACAAGCUGCAAAUCUCGCGGCACCAGUGUUUUCUGGACUUCAAUGACACAGCUCGAAGGGGCUGGGGAAGCAGAGCUGGCCAAUUCUGGCUUUCUCGGACUCUCUGCGGUUGUGGCAGGAUACAGUGAGGCUGCAAAGCUGCGAAAUGAUGUGACCGAUCUCUGGCACCGUAGAACAGCUGAAGAAGCUGUUUAUGCUAUGCUGGUGCUGAUUGAUAAAGCUGUGAUGCCAUUGCCAGCCAUGGUGGAUCAACGGCCUGUUCCAACGGCAGAUACUGUCUUCCGUGCAGUGGAUCGGUGCCAAGAGCAGUUUCGCAAUUGCUUUACUCAACCACGCUGCCUACAAAGCUUGGCCUGCCUCUCGCAGUGUGGUCUGGCAGACCAGUCAUGCUCCUAUCGCUGUAUAGUCUCCUAUCAGAGCCAGGCAUUUACAGAUUUCAGCCUGUGCGCGCUGCAGAAGCAGAACAUGCUCAACUCGCAGAUUGAGCGGCCAACCACGCCAGCCGCAAAGCCUUUGGAGAGCUUCCGAGGCAAAGCGCUGACCCACGAGACCGCAGAGAGCAUCCUGGUGGGACACUUUGACCCGGAGGACCACCGACACAGCUGGUUGGUCGCCGCCGGUUCCAACCCUGCUUACGAGCAAUUUGCUCUACAGUACGCCCCGGCUCCAGGAUUUCAUGUGGGUGGAAUCAGGAUGUAA
Messenger RNA from Symbiodinium sp. CCMP2592, 1281 nucleotides. NCBI's taxonomy places the organism in Eukaryota, Dinophyceae, Suessiales, Symbiodiniaceae. The record is from the annotation of a GenBank genome assembly.